This is a messenger RNA of Punica granatum (pomegranate), 3268 nucleotides long. NCBI's taxonomy places the organism in Eukaryota, Viridiplantae, Streptophyta, Magnoliopsida, Myrtales, Lythraceae. The record is from RefSeq and is a predicted model, not a curated record.
AACAGAGUUUCGUUUUAGCUUUGACUUCCUGAGCUUUUACUCUCUCGGUCCAGCUCGGGGAUAAUCGAUUGUCUUCCUCCUCCUCCCGCUGGUAAGAUCUGGAAACCCUAAUCUGAGAGAUUUAACUUCUGCUGCUCGCCGGAAAAGUUGUCGAUUCGUGAGAACCGGCGGUGGAAGACCAGAGGUAGUGAGUGCCACAAAACCCUAGGUGAGAUAAAGAUAUGGAUGACGGUGAGGGAGCGUACGGCGAAGUCGGGGAUCAGGUGGAUCACUUCCACCGGAACGAGGCCAUCUCGGCCGUAGCUGACGAGGGGUUAUUGGGAGACGAGGACGACGACUACGAGGACCUCUAUAAUGAUGUUAAUGUUGGGGAGAAUUUCCUGCAGUCGAUGAGGAAGAAUGAGGAUGCAGGUUUCAGGAGUGAGCCUGUGGAGGAGAGGAAGAAUGAGCAGCCCCUGCCGCCACCAGCUGCGGUUGCUCGGGCUCCUCCUCCCGGGGGCAUCCGUAUGGGUGAGAGUAGUGUCGGUGGGGAUUCUGGGUAUCCGAAUCAGGGGUUUAGAGGAGCUGAGGUGAAGGGACCGAGUGGAACAGGGCCAGUGAUGGGAGGUGGUGGCGGAAUGAGGGUCGAGUUAACGCAGCAGCGGCCGAAUAAGGUUAAUGAGAUGGAGGAGCGGGUUGCAAAUAAUAGCAUUCCCAGUGGGCCGCAGGGAUUUACACCUCAAUCAAAUGGUGUAGCUGGGGCGAACCCAGGAAAUGUCGGACCGGUUGGGGUUAUGGGGAACGAUGCUUUGCCCUCACAAAGCGAAGUGAGGAACAUGAAUCCUGUAGGUGGAAAUGGAGUUGUGAAUGCCGGUAGCAGUAGCAGUGCCAUUGCUGUUGUUGUCUCUGGUUCUGGAGCUGGGGCUGGAGGAGGAGGUGGGACCAUGUUGUUUGUCGGGGAUUUGCAUUGGUGGACCACUGAUACCGAGUUGGAGGCUGAGCUAUGCAAGUAUGGGCAGGUGAAGGAGGUGAAGUUUUUUGAUGAGAAAGCGAGUGGGAAAUCAAAGGGUUACUGCCAGGUUGAGUUCUUUGAUCCUGCGGCUGCAACCGCCUGUAAAGAGGGAAUGAAUGGGCAUGUGUUUAAUGGAAAGGCAUGUGUUGUGGCUUUCGCGUCCCCUUACAGCAUCAAGAGGAUGGGAGAAGCUCAAAUGAAUAGGAACCAGCAGAUGUCCCAGUCUGCGGUUGCUGGUCAGGGGAGGAGAGGGCCAAACGAUGUGGGUCCCAAGACUGGUGGGAAUAAUAUUACCACUGGUGGCAACUUCCAGGGGGGAGAUAAUAGCCGAGGUUUUGGGAGAGGCAAUUGGGGAAGAGGUAAUGGACAAGGAAUUGGGAAUAGAGGUGCCAUUGGUCCCAUGAGGAACAGGGGUGCUGGCAUGGGUGGAAGAGGUAUAAUGGGUAAUGGUGGAAAUGGAUUUAGCCAAGGAAUGGGCGGUGGCCCUCCUUUGAUGCAUCCCCAGAUGAUGGGUCAGGGAUUCGACCCAGCUUUCGGUGGCCCUAUGGGAAGGCUAGGUGGUUAUGGGGGCUUCCCAGGUGCUCCUGGCCCUCCAUUUUCUGGUUUAUUGCCCUCGUUUCCACCUGUAGGGGGUGUUGGCUUGCCUGGGGUGGCUCCCCAUGUGAAUCCUGCGAUUUUUGGGAGGGGGAUGCCCAUGAAUGGAAUGGGGAUGAUGCCCGGUUCUGGGGUUGAGGGGCCAAACAUGGGGAUGUGGUCUGAUAGUAACAUGGGUGGAUGGGGAGGUGAGGAUCAUGUUGCUGGCAGAGGAGGGGAGUCUAGUUAUGGGGAGGAAGCGGCUUCUGAGCAUCAAUAUGGUGAGGUCACUCAUGAUAGAGGAGGCUGGCUGAAUUCCUCAAAAGAAAAGGAAAGAGGCUCAGAGAGAGACUGGUCGGGAUCUUCCGAAAGAAGGUACCACGAUGAUAGAGAAAUGGCAUACGACAGAGAUGUCCCUAGAGAGAAGGAGAUUAGUCAUGAUCGUGAGUGGUCUGAGAGGAGGCAUCGUGAUGACAGGGAUAGUGUUAGGGAAAGGGAUAGGGAUCAUGAUCGAGAUAGGGAACGAUCACGUGAUCGGGAUCGUGAGCGAGACAGGGACCGUGAACGGGACAGAGAUAGGGACCGUGACCGACACAGGGAGGAUAAGGACAGAUACUCUGAUCACUAUCGAUACAGGGACCAUGACCAAGAGCAUGAUGAUGACUAUGAAAGGGGGCGGUCAUCAAGGACUCACAGCAAGUCGAGGUUGUCCCAAGGGGAUGAUCAUCGCUCGAGAUCGAGGGAGGCUGAUUAUGGGAAGAGGCGACGCCUUACUUCGGAGUGAUCGAAUCGUUACAUCUUCGUUUACUUUUGGAAACAAACUUGGGGAAUGGGACUAUCGAAUUUCAAACCAGAUUCUCUAGCAGUGGCUCUGAUGGGAUUUUUAUCCAUUGAACAGCAGCUUUGGAUUCAGUUAUUAAACAUCUUGGCUGUCUUCUUUUGGCUAAGGAGCAUGGAUUUUCUUCUGGAAUCGUCGGUCUCUUGUUCUGACUUAUUGUAGCUAGAGACAGCAGAGAUGUGAACUGAAGCCAUUGUGUGAUUCUUGGAGAGGAAGACCACCAGCACUGCAUUGGAGGAAAAUGUGCGUCGCUCCCCCGACUUUUCAGAACCACAGCUUUUCCAUUUCCAAGUUUUAAGACUUCCUUUUGAAACCAAACUGUUUCCAGAUGAUAUAAUGCUUGUGAUUAGAGAAACGAUGGUGGUACUGAUAUUUGUAGUAGCUUGAAACUGCUAACUCAUGAUGUGAUUGUAUUUGGGACCUCUCUUUUCUUUACAUGUGUAACUCAUCUUCCUGCCUCUGUAGUAGGAUGUAGUGCGGGGAACGGUUGAUAGCUUCUGAGCCUUCCCUUUAUUGCUAUUCCUUGUAUUCUAUAACCGCUUUUGCUGAUGCCGCUGUUGUCUCCGAGAAUUCUAACUAGGUCAUGUGUACAGUGGAAGCCUACCCUGCUCGCUUUGGUCACUCGUGUUAAUAGUUCCUGUAAGUUUUGUAUCUUCUCAGGUUUUGUAUAUAAUGUUAGGGAGUCCGAGGAAAUCUUGUAUAUGUAUCUUGAUUGUUGUUAUCCAAUUAAUCCAAUUUCCAAUUCUUUAAACUUCCUGUUCUUGGGUCGUCGGAAUUUAGCUUUUCGACUUGAGUUACUGUUCUGUUCUUCCCAAAGGCCUUAUGUAAAGCUUCCUAGAUCAAAUCAAUGACAGAACCUCUUUCAA